This is a messenger RNA of Drosophila elegans, 951 nucleotides long. RefSeq names its product nucleolin. The record is from RefSeq and is a predicted model, not a curated record. Bases 178 to 855 code for a protein of 225 amino acids. NCBI's taxonomy places the organism in Eukaryota, Metazoa, Arthropoda, Insecta, Diptera, Drosophilidae. The transcript has 2 exons.
CAAGAUCUCCCUAAGAGAGCGGAGCGUUUGGGCCGCGGAUCGCCUUGUUUGCUCGCAUUUACUUUCAUUUUUGGACGGGGCUAUAAAAAGCGAAAGCAGAGCGCUGGAUUUGCUCAUAAAGACCGCAAAACUGCAAAAGUCCACUACGGAAACAGUUGGAAAGCAAGGAUUAGCACAAUGGUUAGACCCAUCUACCUGGCCCUCGCCACUUUGCUCGUCUUGGCCUGCUCUGUAAGAGCAGCUCCUUUGGCGGAAUCGGAAAUCGACACCAGUCCCGAGCUUUCGGUUUCCAAACAGACAGAGGAGCAACUGGAGGUUCACAACUCGAGUAGUGACAGCAGUGAGGAGGCGGAUGAAGAUGAGGAGAAGGAUGACGAUGACGAUGAGGAUGAGGAGGAGAAUGUCCGCAGGCGUCGUGAGGCGGAAACCACAGAGGAACCUGCGGAGGAGACAGCCACUGAAGCGCCAACCGAGGAGCAGAAGGUGGAUGCCACCACUGGGGCAGCUCCGACGAGAAAACCCGUGCUCGUGCUGAUCCGAGAUGCCCUCAAGAAGGUCACCACGGAUCUGCCCACCGCCCAGGUGGCCAACAAUGCCCUGCAGUACUUCCAGCAGUUCGAGCACUUCAUCCAGCAGGCCAUUGAGGAGGUGAUUGGCGACGAUGACGAUGAGGAGGAGACCCCGGCCACUGUCCUCCCGGAAGUGGAAUCCGCCAGCGAGGAUAACAAGAAGCCCGAGGUGGAGAGCCCGGAAAAGGUGCCUGAAGUGGAGGUCCCGGCUGAAGUCCCUGAAAAGGAAACCCAGGCCAUGGAACCCGGCAAGAUGGAGGAAUCCACCACUAGCAAUUCUGUCUAGUCCAGAUAAACAGAUCCACAGAUCCACACAUCAUUUCUCAGUUAUUUAUUGUCAUCUAUUUAUUGUUAGAUAUAAACUUUAUGCCAUUUUCUGUAA